This is a messenger RNA of Klebsormidium nitens, 1245 nucleotides long. The record is from the annotation of a GenBank genome assembly. NCBI's taxonomy places the organism in Eukaryota, Viridiplantae, Streptophyta, Klebsormidiophyceae, Klebsormidiales, Klebsormidiaceae.
AUGUCUCCUCGCCGCUCGUCUGCAAGGGUGGACAAGGCUGCGAAGCGGCGCGUUGCCUGGUCCCUCGUUGUACCCACUGCAGAAGACCCGUACAGCCUUCACUGCCGCGAGUGCGGAGCGACCGCAGAGUUUGGAUUUUGCGGAAGGAAGGAGGGCGGAACCGUAAGAUACCUCUGCAGGGAGCACUUGGUUUUUGAGAACAACGGCUUCUUCCGCAUCGACAAAGAGCGCGCAGUUUGGGUCGAGGAUCGAAUGCAGCGCCGUCUAGAAGCAUGGGAAGAGGAGCUGCGGAAGAUGGACGAGGCCAGCUCUCACGCAGAAUCGCCAGAGGCACACGCUUGCUCUGCCAGCCACCCCAUGCUGGCCAUCUUCUUCGGCGAGGGUUUGGCAUAUGACUCGCGGCGGUCAUUGCCUUCUGUAGGUUUCGACAAGCGGACCUUCAAAGGGCUCAUGGGUUCCUCCACGGAACCCAUGAGCCGUGCGCUCCUUGCGACUCUCUUGAUGAUUGGCUGCGUCGAAAGCAACCCGGGGCCCUCAUCAGACGAUUUGCCGGGCAGUGCGGAUUCUGCCUCAAGCUCAGGCCCUUCUCUGUCGCAGCUGCGCCCGACCCCUGCGGAGAGUGGAGGAGGAGAUUCAAAUAUGGAGGUUUCGGGGAUGGAGCAAUUGGGGCCGGCGCCGUACCCCUUUUCUAGCUUCGCAUGCGACUCUUCCUCGGACGGGGCCCCCCCUUCGGCCGACAUGGAGGCCGAGGUGAACAGUAGGGACGCCGCCCGCUCGUCGUCGGAGCACGACGACGGCUGGUUCGACUCUGUCGGCGACGGCUGGCCCGACCUCGUCGACCCGGCCGAGUUGGACCCACGCCUCAGGGACGAGUUCACCGAUAAGUGCAUGAUCGUGUGGCCACCACCGCCAAUGGGCGGGCGGGUGACCUCCACCACGGCCGCGGGAGAGGGUGACAGCGCCGCCCCCCUUGCCCCCCCUGCAGAGGCGGCCGCAGCUCCCGAGGCCUCCGCCUCCAAGCUAGGCGCAGAACCUGGCGAUUCCAUCCGUUCCGCAGUCCUCGCGCAAUCGAACCCGGUUUGGGGCUCAGAGGUGAUGGCCUGCUCCACGGUACAACCAACUCAACCGCCGACUGCGCCAAGCGCCGGCGCCAGGGAGGUUAGUGUCUUGCAAUCCUGGAUUGCCUCGGCGCAGAUGCGCCUCGAAAGCGCGCCUUUGAGCCUGAGCUCCCCAAGUUUGUCCUGA